Messenger RNA from Fusarium verticillioides 7600, 303 nucleotides. RefSeq lists its product as hypothetical. Bases 1 to 303 code for a protein of 100 amino acids. The record is from RefSeq and is a predicted model, not a curated record. The transcript has 2 exons. Lineage: Eukaryota; Fungi; Ascomycota; Sordariomycetes; Hypocreales; Nectriaceae.
AUGUCACUUGCUUCCCGUUUAGGCGACCCUCAUCCCAUUCCAGUACCGAACAUGAUGCAGCAUGCACGCCUUUGCCGCAUCCCGACGUUGUCGGGCUUGGCAUAUGAGAAGGACAGGGGUGGGAGAGGUCCUGGUACAGCUUGUCAGGUGUGUGGGUAUCCUCCCCAAGCCGUUACAAGGCACCGGAAAUCAUGUCGGCAAGGUGAUGCAACGCUACGAGGUCCAUCUCUGCGGAAGUUCAAGGCCGCGGAGGUGGAAGUGGAAGUGGGAGUCAACCCAAGCCACGUUUUUACGCUUACCUGA